Messenger RNA from Saccostrea echinata, 2211 nucleotides. RefSeq names its product zinc transporter ZIP3-like. Lineage: Eukaryota; Metazoa; Mollusca; Bivalvia; Ostreida; Ostreidae. The coding region runs from base 6 to 1691 and encodes 561 amino acids. The record is from RefSeq and is a predicted model, not a curated record. Gene Ontology annotation, cellular component: kinetochore; nucleus; plasma membrane. The transcript is spliced from 12 exons. Gene Ontology annotation, biological process: zinc ion transmembrane transport; kinetochore assembly; mitotic spindle organization. Gene Ontology annotation, molecular function: kinetochore binding; zinc ion transmembrane transporter activity.
UCAUAAUGAAAUCCACUGCCAAAAUCAUAUCAAUCUUCGUUCUUUUUGUUACAACAUUUAUUAUUGGGAUUUUACCACAUGGAUUACUGAGCCUCUUGGAGAGGAAAUUUCCAAAAGGAAAUCGUUUACAGCAGUACAUAAGCAUUCUGAACUGUUUUGCAGGUGGUGUCUUUUUCGCUACAGCCAUUUUGCAUUUAGUGCCAGAAUCGUCUGAGUUAUUAAAAGGCGUAUUUACAAUCGAAUACCCAAUUUCUGGGGCGUUAUCUGGCGCGGGAUUUUUUCUUCUCUUGUUCAUUGAACAUGUGAUAGGAACUUGUAAAGGUGAUGCCAGUCAUCACUUUACCAUGGAAAACACUGAAAUUGAAGUGAACAAUAUUGAACUUACAAAAGUAACAAAGAGUAAAGAUGCUGGGUUUACUCGUGAUGAGGAAACGGGAGGUAAAAGCAAAAAUACCCAAAUUCCGCCCGAUUCAGAUGAUAAGCCAGAGCAUCAAAAAAACAUUGUACAAAAGGACAGUGUUCUAUCUAAACUAAGAGCGUUUGUUCUGUUGCUGGCUUUCUCGUUCCACAUGAUAUUUGAAGGCCUCGCUUUGGGUUUGGAACAAACGGAAUCGGGAGUGUGGAGCCUACUGGGAAUUUUGGCUCUCCAUAAGUGUAUCGUGUCUUUCAGUGUAGGACUCCAGCUCAGUGAGAGUCUACAAAGGACACAGCCCGUCAUCUUGUCUUUAAUAGCUUUCUCUGCCGUGGCACCUGUAGGUGUGGCCAUUGGAUUUCUGGUAACAGAGUACGGAGACAAUGCACGUGCGCAGAAAAUUGCUGCCGGGGUACUGCAGAGUCUGGCUACGGGAACUUUUUUCUACGUAACUUUCUUCGAAAUCUUGCAAAAAGAACUGACAAAAGGACAUAACCUGUAUAAUGUGUUUUCUACUUUUAUGGGGUUUUUAACAUUACACAUUCAUGAAAAGACUGGAAUGUUUCGCCCAAAAACAUGUCUCGUCCUGCGGCGGUGUAUAUUCGGAGGGGGGCUGUCCGCAGGAUAUGUAAUGAUUCGAAUCAUGGCUUUAUCACUAGAUGAGGAAAAUUGGAUACAUGAAGAAAUAGAAAAGCACCAAAUUCAGAUAAAUGCAGCAUCUGUGGAGGUUGGUGAUUUUUCUGAGAAAGAUCUAAAUGACAAGGUGUCUGAAAAACUUGAUGAUUUGUUUGAACAGACGAUGUACAGGGAAAGGAUAAAUCUAUUCAAUAAGAGGUUAGAGAGGAGCGAGUUGAUUGUUGCCGAGUUGUUCCAGCACCCUGAGAAAGGAAAGGGAGAUGCCCCACACAAAACCCCAGAGAAAGAGUAUUUGGAGAACCUUAUGGAGCGGCAGUGUUGUUUGGUGUCGGAUAUCAUGAGAACACUUAAGGAGUGCAGGAAAUAUCAGGAAGAAUUGGAUGAGGUGAAAAAAGAAAACAGAGACAUACAGGUAGAAAACAGACAACUACUAAAAGAGUUGAAAGAGAAACAAGAGAGUAGGAAAAAGAUGCAUGACCAGGAAACUCAGAGUUUGUGUGAGGAGUUAGACCAGCAGUUACAGAUGAUAUCCAUCACUAGGUGUAUACUACAGGGCCUUGUUGUAGGAAGUGGGGUACACUGGGCAGAGAACCAGCAGCUUCAGGAACUAGUUCUCAAACUAGGGGAAGUCCUUCAGAUAUAAGCUGUCAUUAGUCACUGGGAUCAAGAAUCAAUAGCAGCUUGCCUUGAUGCUGGUAGAAGUGAUAUUUACUCGUAUUUAGUCACACUUGGAUAUAUAGAUGAUUCAGCAGAUGAAGUUCUUCAGAUUGUUACAUGGCUUCAGUGGCAGAUACAGUUAACUGAAUAUUAGAUUAUUUUUUACCCAAGACAUAAGGCAACAGAUUUUAUACUAUUAUAAAAUUUUAUUUGUCUAAAAUAAACACAAGUUUUUCUGGUGUGAACAAUUUAUCAACAAUGCUGCAGUUAUUGUUUUGAAAAAAAAAAAAACAAUUUACACAAUAGUUUUAGAGACUGCAAUAGUUUUUAAUGUCACAGUCUUAUGUCAGUCCAUUACUCCCUGUGUUAUUGAAAACAAGUAAUAUUUAUAGUAUUUUAUUGUAUAAGGUAAAAUGUUAAGUACCUGUGUUUAUGUACAUGUACUUCAAUUAAGAUUACAGUAUUGUUGUAUUGAUACAGUAUAAAUGAAAUAUAGUAUGACUUGA